ACUUCAGACAUAAAUCUUAAUACUUUACACUGUUUGGCAACUGUCCAAUGUGUCAUUAUUUGCUAUACUUAUCCACUGAUGAAAUAAUUGCUGAAGAAAUCUAGGAGUAAUUUCUAGCAAUUUAUCAAUUUUAUGCAUUGUUUAUCUCAUAAUGAGUGAUGUGAUUGAAGUGAAUUGUCUGACAGUUGAGAAUUUAAGUAAUAUGAUAGACAAUCUGAAUGAUAUAAAUGAGUCUAUAAAGAAAAUAACUGGCAUACAUUAUUAACUAUUUUGUUAAUCUAUUUCACUAUUGAUUUACAAAGGAUACAUUCACACAAGUUCAAGUUUAUUCUUGAAGUUUUUCCCAAAAGAUCCAGCAACAAGCAUGGAUAGUGGACAUUUUUCAGAUGACUUGAGUUCCAGUUCUCAAGGCCUUCCUCCUGAUUAUCGCCUUCUCAUGGCAGAAAUGAAAGCACAGAAUUUUGAUGUCAUUAGAUUCUCCUCUUAUCGUACAGCAUGCAAACUAAGAUUUAUUCAGAAGAGAACAAAUUUGCAUUUAGUAGACAUCUGGAAUAUUAUAGAAGCAUUCCGUGAAAAUGGCUUGAACAUUAUAGAACCUAAAUUGGAUGUUCCCAUAUCCCGUUUGGAAACUCUUAUAUCUUCAAUAUUCUUCCAAUUAAAUAAAAGGCUUCCAUCAACACAACAAAUUGAUAUAAGUCAAAGUAUAUCAAUGUUACUUACUUGGUUAUUAGUCACUUAUGAUCCAGAAGAGACUGGUAAGAUUCAUGUGAUGUCCAUAAAAGUAUCUUUGGCUACAAUGUGUGCAGGAAAGCUAAUGGAUAAAUUACUUUAUAUAUUUUCUUUAAUCUCAGACCAAAAUGGACAUCUUGUGUUUAGUAAAUUUUCUGAUUUUAUAAAAGAAAUUUUAGCUCUUCCAUGCUCAGUUUUAGAAUCUCCUUCAUUUUGUUAUAGUGAUGGUUUAGCCAGUACUAUUUUUGAUGGGCAAGCAAAAAUUAAUGUAAAUGAUUUUUUGGAUACCUUAAUGUCAGAUCCAGCCCCACAGUGCCUUGUAUGGUUUCCUUUAUUUCAUAGAAUGGGCAAUGUAGAGAAUGUUCUACAUCCUGUUCAAUGUGAUGGUUGCAAUCGUGAAGCAUUUUUAGGUUUUCGAUAUAAAUGUCAACGUUGUUAUAAUUAUCAAUUAUGCCAAGAUUGUUUUUGGAGAGGAAGAGUCUCUGGAAAUCAUACAAAUCAGCAUGAGAUGAAAGAAUAUACUCAUUAUAAAUCUCCUAGAAAACAAAUAGGACAUUCAAUUCGAAAAUCAUUUAAAUGUGUUCCAGAAAAGCAAACAAAUUCUAUUCCAAGAUUUCCAGAAGAACCUGAAAAUACUUUAAAUUUAUCUCAUAUAGUGCCACCAUCUCCUAUACCUAGUCACAAUGGAUUUCCAGAUACUGGCAAUCUUUCUUUUGAUUUAUCAUCUUUAGAUAGUAGAUCAUCAACAAAAAGUCCAUUUCGUAGUUUAGAUUCAUUUCGUGGAGAUGAUGAACAUAGGCUUAUUGCGAGAUAUGCAGCUCGACUUGCAGAUUCCCAUAAUAAUGUUAGAAGUCCUUCAGACAUAAAUUUAACUGUGGAUAGCGGAAGACAGAGAGAUUUAAUUGCUCAAUUAGAAGUCAAAAAUAGAGAGAUUAUGAGAGAAAUUAUUAGAUUAAGAAAACAACAGGAACAGGAAGAUGCAGUGAUGAGAUCAGAACAGAAUCCAACGUUGUUGGCAGAGUUGAGAGCUUUAAGGCAAAGGAAAGAUGAAUUAGAAUCUCAUCUGUCAAGUCUUCAAGAAAGUAGAAGAGAAUUAAUGGUGCAACUUGAAGCUCUCAUGAAACUACUAAAGAAUCAUCAAACUUCACCUCGAUCUACCCCAAACAGUUCGCCUCGAUCAGGAACUUCUAAAUCUCCACCGCUGUCGACUCCGUACCCUUUGUCCUCAUCAAAGAGUGCCCCGACGACUCCUGGAAGUUGUGCCCCAACUACCGACAGUAUGACUGGAACGGGUAAUGAUGGCAGACUAUCAUUUGGCCAGCAAGGAAGUACCCGCAGCUUGAGAAAUGACUUGUUAGUGGCUGCGGAUUCUGUAACCAAUGCAAUGUCAUCUUUAGUCAGAGAACUGAAUUCGGAUUCAGAUGAGGAAGGAGCAGGUACCAGCAAAGUACUAAGCAGCAGUAGAGAUUUUGAAACUGAAGACACAGAAAGUGCUGUAGAAAGUCUGGAAGGAGGGGGAACUCUGUGGCGCGAAGAACGACACCGAGCACAAGAGAGCAAAUUCAUGGCUGAAAUUCAUGCUCGGAAUAUGUUGGCGGCUGAAGAUAAUGAAAACAUAAAUGAAGAAGAGGAUGAAGAAUUAUAUGAUAAUGAUCCUAGAGAUCUCGAUAUGUUUCAUCAUCAUUCUUCGAUGACAACGGACGAUGAAAGCUACGUUCGAACAGAUGAUGACGAAGAAGGUGGCAAUACUGACUGGGAAGAAACAAUGCGACGCUGGGUGAACCGUUAAAACUGUCAUCAUGAAACAAAGCCAAAGUCUUCUCGGCCGCAUCAGAUUUGUUAUGGGACUAUUUUGAAGAUUCGAGCAUAGUUUGGAGCUCACUUGCAGAUGACCAUGAUUGCAACUUCUCAUUUAUAAUAGUGAUGGGUUUGAAAAGUUAAUCUCCUUUUAUGAUAGGAAGUAAUGAAAAUUACAAAUUUAAAUUUUUAAUUGAUUUAAUCAAAAAUAACAUAUCAGGUUAAUAAUAAGAUUUCCAAAAUAAGGGAUCAAUUGCAAAACAGUUUUUAACAGUGUUUAAUAUAUUUUUUAAAUUGUUCUCACCUUCAAAAAAAUUAAUUAAAUUGAAUUUAAAAUUAUUUUAAGCUUAUUGAAACUAAUUU
Molecule: messenger RNA, 2889 nt
Organism: Centruroides sculpturatus (bark scorpion)
Lineage: Eukaryota; Metazoa; Arthropoda; Arachnida; Scorpiones; Buthidae
Product: dystrobrevin beta-like
Exons: 17
Coding region: 365-2518 (717 amino acids)
Biological process (GO): synaptic signaling
Cellular component (GO): plasma membrane; synapse
Molecular function (GO): zinc ion binding
Source: RefSeq, a predicted model, not a curated record